Messenger RNA from Poecilia reticulata (guppy), 562 nucleotides. It is a transcript of the gene dpy30, whose product is annotated as dpy-30 histone methyltransferase complex regulatory subunit. Gene Ontology annotation, cellular component: Set1C/COMPASS complex. The record is from RefSeq and is a predicted model, not a curated record. NCBI's taxonomy places the organism in Eukaryota, Metazoa, Chordata, Actinopteri, Cyprinodontiformes, Poeciliidae.
UAAUCUUUGAAUUUGAGCUGUUUGUUCACAAAUACAGUUUAGUAAACUGCAAUUAUAACUGAUUGCUUUUUAUGUUGGCCAGUUAAACUCCUCCCUCUCUCAGAUUAAAUCCAACACACCUGUUAGAGCUGCUGAUGUUUUUAGCAACAAAAGGGGCCCCUAAGUCAGAUUCUGCUCCAGGCCUCAUCCAGCCUUGGACCGGCCCUGCAUGAUGAGAUCACACAGACCCAGACCAGUCCAUGGAGGGACACACACCUGUUUCUGAAAACCCUCAUGCGGAGUUCGGCCUGACGGAGAACCUGCAGCGGACGGUGGAGAACGAGAAGGCGACCGCAGAGAAGCUGUCCAAGCAGAAGGUGGACCUGCAGGCGCUGCCGACUCGGGCCUACCUGGACCAGACCGUGGUUCCCAUCCUGCUGCAGGGCCUGUCCGUCCUGGCCAAGGAGAGGCCUCCCAACCCUAUCGAAUAUCUGGCAGCGUUCCUGCUGAAGAACAAAUCCCAGUUCGAGGAGCGGAGCUAAAUCUGUUUUAGAAUCCAGAAUAAACGUAUUAAAAAUGGAAA